AUGGAGCCGUUGAUCGGACCACAGCCUCCACCAAAGGUGUUCGUCUUGUGUUUCGAUGGCACAGGCAAUAAGUUUUCGGGUGAUGAAUCCGAUAGCAAUGUUUUGAAAAUCUUUCGCAUGCUUGAUCGCAGUCGCGGUACUCAGUUUCAUUAUUAUCAACCAGGAAUUGGCACCUAUGUAACAUCAACAUCACUCUCCAGUACAGGUAUAGUCCAUCGGAUCAGGUCGGCAUAUUUGAAGGCCAAAGACUCCGCUGUCGGAUCCUCGUUUGACCAGCAUGUAAUGGGCGGCUAUAAAUUUCUGAUGCGAUAUUACGUCCCUGGCGAUGAUAUUUACUUUUUUGGAUUCAGCCGUGGCUCGUAUAUCGCGCGCUUUCUGGCCGAAAUGCUCGACUACAUUGGUCUUUUGGAAGCAGGAAAUGAAGAGCUGAUUCGGUUCGCAUGGAAGACGUUUGCCAAAUGGCAGCAGCGCCGAGGACACACCGAGGAUGAUGAGGAAGAGAAGAAGAGACUCUUCAAUUACAUGAAAGCCUUCCGAGAGACCUUCAGCCGCCCUAUUAGUCGUAUUCGGUUCAUGGGACUCUUCGAUACGGUUAACAGCGUUCCCCGAUUUGAGUCUGCCUGGAUGCAGCGAAGCAAGUUCCCAUACACGGCGCGCAGUUCGGCUCGUGUGAUCCGACAUGCUGUGGGUAUCGACGAACGAAGGGCCAAAUUCCGACAGGAUCUGAUUUCUGAGGGGAAGCCAUGGCACGAAAGACGCAAACAUCGUGAGCAUUACCUCAGACGACAUAUACAUUUGCACCAUGAGAAGCCCGAGGAGGUCCCAAAGAUCACUCUUAACAACGAUGCCGAGGGAGUCAAAGUUGGGAAUGCGGAAGAAGAACCCGAAAAGGCAACGCACCGACGAGGUCGUGAAGAUGGUGAUUCGGUCUAUCGAACCCCUCGAGGUUCCAGCGCCGGUAGCAGUCGUAAUCUCGACCGCUACCGAGCACCCUCUCCCGCUCGAAAUGUCAGCCAGAAUCUGAUCGUACCGGACCGCAAUGCGUCGGCUGAAGAUGUCUCCUCCGUGCACAGCGAUACAGCGUCCCUGCAGGUUCCUCAUCUAGAGCUUUUGGGGCCACAGGACGAGGAAGACCAAGAUAUUCGGGAGGUCUGGUUCCCUGGUGGGCACGCUGAUAUUGGAGGAGGGUGGAAGCUCGAAAAAGAGGAGCAUUGGCCCCUGAGUCAUGCUCCGUUGGUUUGGAUGGUGCAAGAGGCCAUUAAAGCAGGGCUCAGCUUUGACGCCAAAAAGCUGAAGCAGUUCGAGUGCAGUGAGGAUUACGUUGGGCAGUACUCUCCAAUCCGCGAGCUUGAGGAAGAGCCGGAGUGGUGCUUGGACGAAAGUCAUGAACCAAGCCAGAACGGCGUCGAGGAAGUCACCAUCAAGUUGCCCGAAGAUCACACCGAAGGUGACCGGAAAGCUAACAAAUCAGUCCAUCGGUUCCGCAGCGCGCUGGAAUACUCCAGCACCAAGGGCAAGCUGCAUGACUGCCUACAGUAUGGCGAGGGACUGCCGUGGUCAUCGGUGUUGUCCUGGCGCAUCAUGGAGUACCUCCCAUUUCGGCGUAUGGAUUUGCAGCCGGAUGGCUCAUGGAAGCCCAUUCGCUGGCCACUGCCUUGCGGAGAAGUCCGUGACAUUCCCACAGGCGCGGAGAUUCACAUUUCGGCCAUCCGCCGCCUGAAGUACGACCCAACCUAUCGUCCUGGAAACCUUAUCAUCGGAGGCGGUGGACGCGGUACUCGACGAGCAACGGCCGAGCAUGGCAUUGGGAAAUGGCUGCCCAACAGUCACGAAGGGGAUGUGGUUCGGGCAACGUACAUACGGCAAAUAGAAACGAAGCAGGCUGAAAAUGGCACCGAGAAGGAGAGGUAA
Talaromyces rugulosus is the source of this 1911-nucleotide messenger RNA. RefSeq lists its product as uncharacterized. The record is from RefSeq and is a predicted model, not a curated record. The coding region runs from base 1 to 1911 and encodes 636 amino acids. The transcript is spliced from 2 exons. Lineage: Eukaryota; Fungi; Ascomycota; Eurotiomycetes; Eurotiales; Trichocomaceae.